GGAGGGAGAGAGAGAGAGAGAGAGAGAGAGAGAGAGCAGCUCGCCGGCCCAUUGAGGAAAGAUGGCUACAGUCACUGCAAACGGAGUGCAGCAAGAGAAUGGAUUCAGCACCACGAACAGCGCCGGCAGGAUGAACGGGCUUACCAUCGGCCAGAACACCAUUCCAAUGAAGGACCACGACGCCAUCAAGCUUUUCAUCGGGCAGAUUCCCAGAAACCUGGAGGAAAAAGACCUGAAACCCCUGUUUGAGGAAUUCGGAAAGAUAUACGAACUCACUGUACUGAAAGACAGGUUUACGGGAAUGCAUAAAGGAUGUGCCUUUCUAACAUACUGUGCCAGAGAGUCAGCACUGAAGGCCCAGAGCGCCCUCCAUGAACAGAAGACUCUGCCAGGGAUGAACCGGCCCAUCCAGGUGAAGCCAGCCGACAGCGAAGGACGAGGAGAAGACAGGAAGCUGUUUGUGGGAAUGCUCGGCAAGCAGCAGAGCGAGGAUGACGUCCGGCGGCUCUUCGAGACCUUCGGCCAGAUCGAGGAGUGCACCGUCCUGCGAGGGCCUGAUGGGGCCAGUAAGGGCUGCGCCUUUGUCAAGUUCUCCAGCCACGCAGAAGCGCAGGCCGCCAUAAACAGCUUGCAUGGUGGACAGACUAUGCCUGGUGCCUCGUCCAGUCUGGUGGUCAAAUUUGCAGACACUGAUAAGGAGAGGACCCUGCGCAGGAUGCACCAGAUGGCGGGCCAGCUCGGCAUCUUCAGUCCCAUGACCAUCCAGUUUGGGGCCUAUGGCGCCUACUCUCAUGCUGUAAGUCUCAGCCCGGCGGGGGAGGAGACGCAGAUGAUGCAACAGCAAGCAGCCCUGAUGGCAGCAACACAAGGGUCCUACCUGAACCCCAUGGCAGCCAUCGCUGCCGCGCAAAUGCAGCAAAUGGCAGCUUUCAAUGUCAACAGCCUGGUGGCUACUCCCAUGACACCGUCCUCAGGCACCAGCACACCCCCGGGCAUCUCUGCCACAGCCGUGCCCAGCAUAGCCACCCCUAUCGGGGUCAACGGAUUCAGUGCCCUCCCGCCUCAAAGCAAUGGGCAGCCCACCUCUGAGCCCAUCUACACCAAUGGUAUUCACCCUUACCCAGCACAGAGUCCAACGGUGACCGACCCUCUCCAACAGGCUUAUGCUGGCGUCCAACACUACGCAGCAGCCUACCCUGCCGCCUAUGCGCCAAUCAGCCAAGCGUUCCCCCAGCAACCAACCAUCAUUCCCCAGCAACAGAGGGAAGGGCCAGAAGGUUGCAACCUGUUUAUUUAUCACCUGCCCCAGGAGUUCGGAGAUGCGGAGCUCAUGCAAAUGUUCCUGCCUUUUGGCAACGUCAUCUCCGCCAAAGUCUUUGUGGACCGGGCGACCAAUCAGAGCAAAUGUUUUGGCUUUGUGAGUUUUGAUAACCCGUCCAGUGCUCAAGCCGCUAUCCAGGCCAUGAACGGCUUUCAGAUAGGCAUGAAGAGGCUGAAGGUGCAGCUAAAGCGGCCAAAGGAUGCCAACCGACCUUACUGACUCGUCUGCUGUCCAUACCCAGGAUGAAGGGCCACAACACCUUAUUUCCACAAGUGCAGUAAAAGUACAAAGACUUCUUGCUCUGCUACAUAUCAUGAAGGAAGGGUGGUCCCUUGAUCCUGCUGGAAACCUGCUGAAAAGAUUGGGUGACUGAGAGCGGAAUCCCAGAGUUGUUUUCUUUUUUUGUUUGUUUGUUUGUUUUCCUUCUUCGCAAAUGCCUCUUUUUUCCCUGUUUUGCUUUGGCAUCUGUGGGAGAAAAUUUUUUGCAGAGACCAACUUUUUGCUGCUGUUUUUUAGACAUGAUGGGGAAAAAAAAAACCUUUAUAGACUCAUUAUGCUCAAAGCAUGCAUACUGACACAGGAUAUGGAUAAACACACAUAAACACAGAUAACAAACCAAACAUACACAUUUAAAGAUGCUACACUGAAAAAAAUCUAAAACGAAAAGAAAAAAAAAAUCUACUUUGUACAUGUAUAAAUACGUGCAAAUGCCAACUCAAGUACUGACGCAAACACAUGUGUGUGCACGCACACACACACAUACACACAUACACACAAACACACACACCAGCCUGCUGCCAUUUUGGUUUUUGUGCCUACACAGGUGUUGUGCUCUGUGACAGGGCAAGCUCUGGAUCAAAGAAGAAAACGAGAAGAAGAUGAAGAAGAGGACGAAGAAGAAGAAGAGGCGAGAAGAGGAGAAUCCAGGAUAAUUUACAUGCAUCAUUCCUUAGGAAAUAGGGACCAAAGGACUAAACGCUUUUUAAAAGAAUAUAAAUAUAUAAAUAUAUAAAUAUAUAUUUAAAAACUCAUACCUUGUAGCUGCAAGUAUUACAAUUUACUCGUAGUCAAAAAAAUCAUUAAAUCAAUAUCCAGUGGCCUAUUGUAAGUACAAAUAAAAGAAAAUGGAAAUAAUGUAUAAAAAAAGACAUGGAAUCGUAGUAUAGGGGCUGAUCUUUUGCUCUGGAUGCUGAUUUAGCACCAGGUUGUAGAAUAGUAAAGUAGAUUAGAAAAAAAAUGUAGAUUUGCUAACUUUUGCUGUUGUUUAAAAAAAUACUUGAAGUCGUAAAGAAAAGGGGGCAAAAGGGGGGAGACGAGGAAAACAUUCAUCUGCCCCUGUACGCAACGAUUCUGUUUUUUCUUGGAUGUUAAGGUAUCAGCCACUGGAUAUCUCGCUCAUCAUGAUGUAUAAGUCACCGCACUCUCUGACAGCUAUGAACAGACUGUUCUGGAAGAAAAAAAAAGAAUGACAAGAGAGAAAAAAAAAGACAGAACUUAAAAUGUCUGUGCUGGACAGGGUGCAGACGUUUAAGGCUUCUCACUGGCCUUUAUGUUCAAGCGACAAUCCACUGUAAAGACCAAGCAAAAUGGACAUGGGGUGUCUUUUGUUUGUUUGUUUUUUUCUUUCUUUCUUUUUUUUCUUGACCUUUUGUAUUGCAACAAGGAGUGUGAAUUAUGAAGCCACAAAUUGUUUAAGGGUGACGGUUCUACUAUAAGAGAGAUGGACAAAUGGAUGGUCAUGAGGGCAACAGCGAGGGAGGAGUGAGGUGACAGCUACUGAAACUGCCAGCAGAAUGAACUCAUACAAAUGAAAUGGCCCUUAUGGCGUUACGGAAUUCUGUCAAAAAACAAAGUACGCCUGCUGUAAACAAACAGGACUUAAGUGAGUGACAUGCCAAGGAUAUGUGUGUCCACUGGAGCUGCUGCAAAACUCCAGAUUGAGAAAAAAUGCCUCUUGUCUCCUGGCAGGUACAAAGACACAUUUCUCUGAAGACAAACCUGAUUUACUGUAUUGAUGGCAAAGGAGUGCAGGCUUUUAGAGCUCAUUUAGCUCUGUCAAAUAUAAUGUAAAUUCCACUAUUAA
Epinephelus lanceolatus (giant grouper) is the source of this 3404-nucleotide messenger RNA. It is a transcript of the gene celf6, whose product is annotated as CUGBP Elav-like family member 6. Gene Ontology annotation, molecular function: RNA binding. NCBI's taxonomy places the organism in Eukaryota, Metazoa, Chordata, Actinopteri, Perciformes, Serranidae. The record is from RefSeq and is a predicted model, not a curated record.